GCAAAGAAAGCUGCAGAUGGAAGUAAGUGAGCACUCCCAAGAGAGCAAAAUAAGAUACCCUCAUCUGUCCCGUCCGCGCGUCAUCUGAAUAUGCCGAAUUCAAGCGGCUCCACAUCUUCCACGAAGAGCAUCCGGAGAGCUGCGUCUGAACUCGAGCGCUCGGACUCUAUCACGGUUUACAUACACUGCAUUGAAGUUCUUAUGCGCGUUUGGAGAUGUAAAUCACCUCCAUCCGAUGUCCAACAGUCUCAGAAGUUUGUGGGAAGGCGGCAGAGUUUGAUCGAGGAUGCGCGUAAGGAGCGCGAGGCUGCGGCGGCGGCGGCGGAGGUUGCGGGACUCAACGAGCAGAUCGUGUUUGAGGAGAGCGAUGGAAAAGCCUUGCUCAGUCUCUUCUUCUCUCUGAGGAAUUCAAAGAGCCCAGCGCUGUCCCGCACUCUCAAGGUUUUUGAGACAUUCGAAGCCAAGAUCCACCAUCUUGAGACCAGACCCAGCCGAAAACCAAAGGACGGCUUGGAGGAUCUGGAGUAUUAUGUGCAGUGUGAGGUGCACCUGUCGGACGUCAGCACGCUGGUCAGCUCUCUGAAGAGAAGCGCAGAGGACGUCAAAACCACAAAAGAGGUCAAAUUUCAUUGGUUUCCCAGAAAAAUCGCUGAAUUGGAUAGAUGCCAUCAUCUUGUCACCAAAUAUGAUCCCGAUCUGGAUCAGGAUCAUCCAGGAUUCACUGACCCUGUUUACAGGAAACGACGAAAGAUGAUUGGAGACAUUGCUUUUAAAUAUAGACAUGGAGAUUCGAUUCCUAGAGUUGAGUAUACGGAAGAGGAGAUCGGAACAUGGCGAGAAGUGUACUCCACCCUCAGAGACCUGUACACGACCCACGCCUGUAGUGAACACUUAGAGGCUUUCCAGUUGCUGGAGAAACACUGUGGCUACAGUCCCGAUAACAUCCCUCAGCUUGAGGAUGUGUCCCGCUUCUUAAAAGAGCGCACAGGUUUCCAGCUGAGGCCAGUGGCAGGUCUCCUCUCCGCACGAGACUUUUUGGCUAGCUUGGCCUUUCGUGUGUUCCAGUGCACGCAGUACAUCCGGCACGCUUCCUCCCCCAUGCACUCGCCUGAACCGGAUUGCGUUCAUGAACUUCUUGGACAUGUGCCGAUAUUGGCUGAUAGAACAUUUGCACAGUUUUCUCAGAGUAUUGGCCUGGCCUCUCUUGGAGCUUCUGAUGAAGAUAUUGAGAAACUGUCAACACUGUACUGGUUCACGGUGGAGUUCGGACUGUGCAAGCAAGGAGGGAAGAUCAAAGCGUACGGAGCAGGACUGCUGUCGUCUUUUGGAGAGCUGGUGCAUUCUCUCUCAGAUGAGCCAGAGAGACGGGAAUUCGACCCCGACAUUGUGGCUGUUCAGCCGUACCAAGACCAGACGUACCAACCCGUCUAUUUUGUGUCGGAGAGCUUCAUAGUUGCCACAGAGAAACUGAGAGCGUACGUGAUGCGCAUCAAGAGACCGUUUUCUGUGCGGUUCGACCCGUAUACAGACAGCAUAGAAGUGCUGGACAACCCUCUGAAGAUCCAGCAGGGGCUGGAGACCAUUAAAGACGAGUUGAAGAUCCUCACGGAUGCCCUGAAUGUGUUGGCUUGAUUCUGUCUCCAGGAGCCGAACGACUCUCCUGUUCCUCUCUGCUUCACAUGUGACGUCUCAUUGUUAUGCUGUGCGUCUACGUCUACAUCUGCUGCUACACUGACGUCGUUGCUUUAAAAACUUCAUGUUGGAACUCUAUACCAGAAAGCUUAAAGGAAUAGUUCACCCCAAAAUGAAAUUUCUACCAUGUCGCUCCAAACCUGUAUGCGUUGAGACGGCGCUGGCGUUGGUGUCUGUCUUCUGUAGAACAUCAAAAAGAUAUUUUGAAGAAAGUCUGUCAACAAACGGUUUUGGUUCGUAUGGACGAAACAUACAAUGAAAGUCAAUGGGAACUGAAACCAGCAUUCUUCAAAAUCUUCUUUCAUGUUCCACAAAGAAAGUCACACAGAUUAAAAGAGGGCGAUUAAAUGAUGACAUAAGUUUUAUUUUUGAUCUCUGGAUUAAUGGAUCUCUCUGUGAUACUCUACUAAACAAAAGCUGUGUCAGCAUGACAUGAAUUAAAAAAAUUUUUGUCAUGCCCAUUGUAAAUUAAGCUAAUAGGGGGCGUUUAUACGACAACGUUUUCAACUAAAAACAUUAUAUUCAAAUUAAUUAACCAAUCAGUAAUACCCUUGAUCAGCUCUACCAAAC
Messenger RNA from Pimephales promelas (fathead minnow), 2262 nucleotides. NCBI's taxonomy places the organism in Eukaryota, Metazoa, Chordata, Actinopteri, Cypriniformes, Leuciscidae. The record is from RefSeq and is a predicted model, not a curated record.